AUGCCUAGAAAGGCAUUCAUUCGCGACCUCAAGGAGGCAUCUGCACCUGGGGCCUUCUCAGGGCUCACAAAUGUGAAGCCUGGUGAGGAUGAUGGAACGUUGUCCUGCUCUCUGACCCUCAGUGAGAGCCCUCAGCAAUCUGUCAAUAUUGAGUUUAUGGUAACAGAUAUCUCACUCUACCCAGAAGGACAUGAGUUUCUUAUCUACACCACCUCGGAUGAUGUUCCAAAGUAUGUUACAGAGGUACUGGGACAAGCUCAACGGGGCAUCAGCCGUUUAGAGAUUCCUGAUAUGCUCUCGCAACUAAGCUACAACCUCCAGAAGAAGCUGAAAUUGAAGGCUGAAACCGGCGAUGCUAUCGAUGAUAACUGUGAUAUUCAAAAUGACGGUGAAGCCACCUUAUUCUCAGAAGUGGAGGACCCCCUCGCAGAUUUCAAUGAUGACGGAGAUGGAUGGUCUCCAGAUUCAGAGCAACCGAAUACUCAAGGAUCGUGCAAAAGCAAAGAUUUGGAAUAUUCAGAAGACGAGAUGGAGGAACUGGUUUACAAGUUAUCAGUAGACUUGAAGACAACAAAGUUGGCCGGUUUCCGCGUUGGAUAUCUUGGACACAAAACAACCCCUAUAGUCUCACUCUCAUGCCGAAUCUCGAAGCUUGGAAUAUCAGAGGAUGCGAUGAAAGCAUGGCAUGUCAAAGAGCAGCAAUAUCUGGUCUGCUUGAUCCGCUACAUUGGGAAAUACCAAUCCUUUGAAGAGCUCCUGCUCGAGGACCAGGAAACUGGAAAGUCUUCUGUCGAAAUGCGCGUUGGCCUCUGCGAUGUGUAUAAACCUACUUUGGAAAGUGCCCUCAUUGUGUUUGGCCAAGUUGGUCUGGGAGGCAAGACUUCCAUGGCUGUGGAGGCUGGAGGUGGAGAGAUGGUACAUUCCUUCAUUAGCAAGCCGCUGAAUGCGCUUCUAAACGAACGAUUCGUGAAGAUAUUGCGUUAUAGGAACAAUUUCGGCCAGACCUGGUCUGGGGCAGAGCGAUUUUUUAAUGAAUUCCAAGGAAAACCUAUUGGUAAUUCAGACCCCGUUCACACCAGUUACCAGGAACCUGAUAUCCCGGAAGAAAAGGCCGCCACGUUCCCGGACAUUUUGAAGUCGGAUCAUUUCAUGGAGACGAAAGCAUUAGGAGCGUCCUUCCCCCUCAUAACAAUGCAAUUCACGCUUCGCCAUUUCGUACGAUGUACGGAAUUUUGUCUUGUCUGCCAUUGCAAAACCAAUGACACGUUCGAGGCAAUCAAGCCCUACGUUUGCUCUAAGAGCUUGUGUUUAUUCCAGUACAUGACUCUCGGGUUUGGGCCCAGCCUUGAGUGGGAGAUCAUUGCGCAACCAUACGUCGUCGACUUGCUGAUCAGCUUUACUUAUUCCAGCGCAUUUCGAGGCCGUAUUGUCGACAUGCCAACUGGGCUUGGGCUUCUGGUUCCAGCCGGUAUUGUGGAAGCACGGAACCCCCAUUUAUUCGGUAAUUUUAAACUGCCUUCUCCAGAUGAAGACCCUAUAUCGCACCGUGGUGUAGUAUACUUCGACCGGUCAACAAUGGCGAUGAAGUUUCCUAUCAACUAUUCACAGGAUGUUCGCCGAGUGCGUGUAGGCGACUGGCUUGUCGUCCUCGAUGGUUCAGAUCACCUCCACUGCCGCGUGAUUGAUGCGUCUACAUGGCCUAUAGUUGAGCUUUCUGACCCCAUCAAUGUAUCGACAAGGCCGGCGGCAAGCCGUUCCCUGGCACCCCCGAAGUCGACAUCAGGUUUUAAGCAAGUCUUAAUUGUCUGGUAUGAUCAGAACUUUGACAACCUUAGCGAAAGGUCGCAGCAUUUUAUGAUAGUGACCCUACUUGAUACCCUUCCAACGGUCACCGAAAUGAAAGAGUACUUGAUGGAGAACUCUAGAGGCUCCCAUCAUACCCUUGGAAAUUGGAAAAAUAGGAUUUCUAAGCCUGCUCUCGAUAUUUUGCGGUGGAUAGUUGCAUCAAAUCGAUCCUGCAUCAUCCAAGACGAUCCAGACCCUACCGACAAUGAUACCGUCACACCCAUAGUCAAUAGUGACCGUGUCGGGGGAAUUGCUGGCUAUAUGCAAUUCCGCCUUGCUCAGGGGGCGCCAGACAAGGAAGAACGGUUUUCCCAGGCCGUUAUGUUCGCAAAGGAAAGACUGAAAAAACGCCAGGCUACACUUUUUGCCUGGCAUGGUAGCCAUCUCUCUAAUUGGCACGGUAUUUUACGAGAGGGUUUGCAUUUCAAGGAAAUUGUAAAUGGACGGGCAUAUGGAAAUGGUGUCUAUAUGAGUCCAUAUUUUUCUACUUCCGCAGGGUACGUCAGUGCUGCGACAUCCUGGGAUCCCCUUUCGGGGCCCCAUUCAGGAACUGAAACAUGGCCUGGCAGUAAGCUGGGGGUUUGCAGCGCGAUAUCAUUGAAUGAAGUGGUGAAUUGCCCCGAAGAAUUCGUGAGCACUGCUCCACAUCUGGUUAUAUCUCAGUUGGACUGGAUUCAAGCUAGAUAUCUAUUUGUGCGCUGUUCUCUUAACAAAGACAUGGGAACGUAUGCGCCUGCUGCGACAAAUCAGCUCCCAUAUUACGAGCAAGACCCGAGUUACGUGGCACAGGGCCCAGAUCAUAAACCGAUCAUCAUUCCCUUGUCUGCUUUCAGUCAACAACGGCGUCUUGCUCUUGGAAUAAGAGCUGGCAACCCUCCUCCAGAAAAACCGAAUGUCGCACCGGGGAUCGCAACUAUGGUCGAUACUACGACAGCCGCACCAGUAGCUGAGGUAUCUCCUACACCAUCUAAACGGCAAAAACUGUUUAUCUGGACUGGAAACUCCUUCUCCAAAGGCGUGGGGGCUGAACCGAAGGACGUAGAUUCGGAAAAUUCGGAUCCUAACUCUCCCACGAGAGCUCAUAUUCCAGACCAGGCACCACGUAUAUCUCCAUUGCCCACGCAAAUGGAUGCAGACGGAUAUAUCAGCGAGGACACAGACGUCGAGGAUCUCGAUAUUAUCAUACGGGCCAAUGACAUUGAUAUCAAGCGAGCCAGCCGCAAGCAACCCCAGGAGGCUCCAAAAGACAUCAGUAAUGGUAAAGAUAAGGGUAAAUGCAAAGCUCAAAACGAAACCCACUUUAUCCCCGGAAUCCUCAACCCAGCAACUCUCCCUGUGAUGGCAGCUCCAACCUAUGCCACACCAUCUGCAACAGCUUCUCUUCAGCGUGAGCUACGAGUAGCGCUUCGUACCCAAGAGAACGAACCACUCGCUGAUCUAGGCUGGUACAUCGACCCCAAUCUAAUCAAUACCGUCUACCAAUGGAUCGUUGAACUGCAUUCCUUCGACCCCUCGCUUCCCUUGGCAAAAGAUAUGCAAAUGGCCGAUAUCAAGUCCGUGGUCCUCGAACUCCGAUUUCCUCAACAGUAUCCAAUCUCUCCACCGUUUGUGCGUGUCAUUCGCCCCCGAUUCCUGGGUUUUCAAAGCGGCGGAGGCGGCCAUGUUACUGCUGGUGGUGCACUGUGUAUGGAACUCCUGACCAAUUCUGGAUGGUCUGCUGUGUCUAGUAUUGAAAGUGUCUUGCUGCAGGUGCGAAUGGCGAUUUCUAGCACGGAACCCCAGCCAGCGAGACUAGUCUCCGGACAAGAUGCUAGAAGAGGGAAGGUAAUGGAUUAUGGUGUUGGAGAGGCUGUGGAGGCGUAUAUUCGGGCCUGUAGGAUGCAUGGUUGGCAGAUUCCCGCCGAUUUUGAACAAGAGGCCAAGUGUGGAUGGAUUUACGCAGAUGAUUCGACCUCCAGAAAUUAA
This is a messenger RNA of Arthroderma uncinatum, 3810 nucleotides long. RefSeq names its product polymerase family protein. The record is from RefSeq and is a predicted model, not a curated record. The transcript is spliced from 2 exons. Gene Ontology annotation, molecular function: NAD+ poly-ADP-ribosyltransferase activity. NCBI's taxonomy places the organism in Eukaryota, Fungi, Ascomycota, Eurotiomycetes, Onygenales, Arthrodermataceae. The coding region runs from base 1 to 3810 and encodes 1269 amino acids.